CUGGUCGGCAAAGACCCCUUCCGCAUCGAAGAGCACUGGCAGAAUCUCUACAACUUCGGGCACAAUGUGCGCGGCGGCGUGCUCCACAUGGCAGCGGUAAGUGGCAUCGACAUCGCCCUCUGGGACAUCAAGGGCAAGGCGCUGAAUGUACCCGUAUACGAGCUUCUCGGCGGCGCGAUGCGCGACAAGUUCUGGGCUUACGGACGCUUCGACGGACGCACUCCCGACGACGCUGUGCAAAACGCCCUCGCAUGGGUCGAGCAGGGAAUGACCGCGCUCAAAGGCGACCCGUUCGCCCACCAAGGCAUAUUCACCACCGCUGAGUCCGAACGAGACGCGCUCGCCAAGGUCCGAGCAGUGCGCGAAGCCGUCGGUGACGACGUCGAGCUUCUGAUCGAAGUACACGGCAGGCUCGCACCGCACGAGGCAAUCCGAAUGGGCAACGCGCUCGAGGAAUACCGUCCAUUCUGGUUCGAGGAGCCUGUUCCGCCCGAAAACAUCGACGCUAUGGCGAAGGUCACGGCAGGCGUCAACAUACCCAUCGCCACGGGUGAGCGCAUCUACACUAAGUGGGGCUUCCGCGAGCUGUUCGAAAAGCAGGUCAUAGACAUGGCGCAGCCCGACAUCUGCCACGCCGGCGGCAUCCUGGAAUUGAAGAAGAUUGCGGCAAUGGCAGAGACCUACUAUGUCGGCUUUUGCCCGCAUAACCCCUAUGGCCCAAUCAACACCAUGGCUGCGUUGCAUGUGGACGCCACCUGCCCCAAUUUCCUCAUCCAGGAAGGCGGGCACGGCGCUUGGUAUCAACAUGUGGUCAAGGGCGAGUUCCCCUUCCAGAAGGACGGCUACUUCAGCCUGCCGGAAGACGUGCCCGGCAUAAGCGUCGGUCACUACACCGAUAUUGCAGCUGCUACCGGCUGCACCGUGAUCAUCUGCGAAGACGGCGCGGUCGGCGGCGUUGAUGUGCGCGGCGGGGCCCCCGGCACCCGCGAAACCGACCUCCUGCGUCCCACCGCCCUUGUGAACGAGGUCCAUGCCGUGCUGCUCAGUGGCGGCAGCGCGUUCGGAUUGGCGGCAGCGACCGGUGUGGUUCAACACCUUGAGUCAAAAGGUAUCGGUGUUCAAUUCGGCGGCGCAGUCAUUCCAAUAGUCCCCGCCGCAAUCCUUUUCGACUUGGGACUUGUUCAAGGCAACGUCCGUCCCAACGCUGAAGACGGUGAAGCCGCCUGCCGGAACGCCUCCGCCGAACCGCCUGCUCAAGGAAGCGUGGGCGCAGGCACAGGCGCAACCGUAGGCAAGAUGUUCGGAAUGGAUCGUGCAACCAAGGGCGGCAUUGGUUCGUCAAGCGUAUCCCUUGGUGAAGGACUCAUUGUAGGAGCGAUUGUCGCCGUAAACGCCAUUGGCGGUGUAUAUGAAGCAAAAACCGGACGCAUCAUCGCGGGUCCCCGCACAGAGGCCGGCGACGAAAUACUCGACGCAAUGGAUGUAGCGGUCUCACCCAACGUUGGCUCUCCCCAGACUACGACUUCUUCAAACACCACCAUCGGCGUUGUCGCAACGAACGCAUCGCUGAAUAAGGAUCAGGCGAACAAGCUGGCAUCCGCAGCGCAAGACGGAGUCGCGCUCGCCGUGCGACCGGCGCAUCUCAUGGGAGACGGCGACACGAUGUUCGCCCUAGCCACGGGCAAAUGCGAUUCGGCAUUCAACAUGAACCAACUGUUGGCAGCAGCCGUUAUGUGUGUCAGCGACGCCAUCGUCCGCGCCGUCACCGAAGCCGACUCACUCGGCGGCGUGCCGGCAGUCAAGGACUUACAAAAUGUAUAG
Messenger RNA from Geodia barretti, 1821 nucleotides. The record is from the annotation of a GenBank genome assembly. Lineage: Eukaryota; Metazoa; Porifera; Demospongiae; Tetractinellida; Geodiidae.